This is a messenger RNA of Episyrphus balteatus (marmalade hoverfly), 1824 nucleotides long. RefSeq lists its product as uncharacterized. Lineage: Eukaryota; Metazoa; Arthropoda; Insecta; Diptera; Syrphidae. Gene Ontology annotation, molecular function: glutamate-gated receptor activity. The record is from RefSeq and is a predicted model, not a curated record. The coding region runs from base 1 to 1824 and encodes 607 amino acids. The transcript has 5 exons. Gene Ontology annotation, cellular component: membrane.
AUGAACAUUCAAGCCUUGCUAACAUUUUACUUAAUCAAUUCUCGUGGACAAUUCUCCGAUCGCAAUAUCAAUGAAGAAAUUGCAAAUUCUUUAUUUUAUGUAAUCGAAAAAUUCUUCGUUCCACGUGGUGGUUCGUUUAUAUUUGUAAUGUCUUUCGAACGGGAGGAAACUAAAACUUUUUAUCAGGAUCUUAGUGCAAUUUUAUUUGGUUCAUAUGACAACAUUAAAACACAAAUUGUUGUAAAUAAUGGAAUUUCUGUAAGAACAGGUCUCUAUGAUGCUAGAAUGAGAGCUUACAAUAUAUUGGUGGUGGAUUCCUUGAAAUCAUUUUUGAAUAUUGACCUUGCAAAUAAAGUUAAAAACUAUGACAUCAAUGAAUUCUAUCAUAUUUUUCUCCAUAACAAAGAUAGUUCUUUGGAAGCUGAUAUAAAAGGUAUACUUUCGUAUUGCUGGGCAAACUACAUCAUCAAUGUUAACGUCGAAGUUCAAACAGCAAAGGGAGACCUUAUUGUUUACACAUAUUUCCCCUUUACUGAAUCCCAUUGCAAUAAGGUUAUCCCCGUGGAAGUGAAUCGAUUUAAAAAUGGGGCAAUGGUGAAUGCAGACUUAUUUCCCCAAAAGCUUCAAAAUAUGCACAAGUGUCUGAUUAAAGUGGCUACUUGGCAUACUCCGCCAUAUUUAGGUUUGGAUAACACAAAAAGUGGUGGUAUAGAAAAAAUCAGCAGUGGUUUUGAGGGCCAGUUAUUGAAGGAAUUAAGUUCUUUGAUGAAUUUUAGUGUCGAAAUUAUUGUUCCACCGAAAGACCAAGAAAGAGGUGUAGUUUUUUGUAAUUAUACCAAAGGAACAGGGGCAAUAAAUAUGCUCGAUAAAAGAAUCGCUGACAUGAGUCUUGGAUCAUUUUGGUUUACCAGAGCUCGAAGUCAGGUCCUUACAGCUUCAGAUUCAUAUUUCCAAUCGUCAAACGUGGCUGUAUUAGUCAAGAAUUCACUAAAUUACGAAUCUCCUGGUAUCUUAUGGUUUCCGUACAAGUUCAAAGCUUCAAUGGUAUUGAUAGCAUCAUUCAUCAUAAUGCUCGGUUUUGGUUAUAUUAUCGAAAAAUGGUCAACUUUUAUGCCCAAUAAAAGACGACGAAAUAGAUGCAUUAAUUUUAUUGCAUGGACUUUAGGACUACCAUCAAUUACAUUGCCAGUACAGAAUUCAAGACGAAUAUUUGUCAUGGCUUGGAUCCUAUUUGGUCUUGUCAUUCGAGCUCAAUAUUCUGUUGUUGCUUUGGACUACACAAUCAUACUAAGCCAAUUUGGUUACAAUGCCUUGAAUGACACAACUAUUUUCACCGAUACAGGACUUCAACAUAAAAUCAUUGAUUUUCAAGGACAUGAAUCUCCAUUAUUUGUUUAUUUAGAAAAACAUUCCAACGAAAGGCUAUUUGUCAUUUCACCUUUAGAAUUUUUGUUAAAUUAUGUUGGUGAAAAUCGUAAAGGUGGUGUUUUGACAACAUUGAAGGAAUCAUUUAUGUUACAAAAUAUUUGUAUUUAUUUUACAAAACAUUCAUUUUUAGUUGAUCGUGUAAAUUUGUUAAUACAACGAAUUAAUUCUGCGGGUUUAUUGAAUUCAUGGGCUAAAACACAAAUUGAUUGGUCAUAUUUGAAAUCAUCAAUAUUGCCGAAGGAGAUUGUGAUUGGACAGAGAGAAUUGAGUGGAAUAUAUUAUGUUUGGUUUCAAUGGUUUUUCAAUUCAUUGCGCGUUGGUGGGAUCUCGCCUGUUGGCGUUGCUGAUGCGCUGUUGUUGUUGUUGUCAUCAUCAACAUUAUCGACAUCGACUUAA